AAAGAAAAAAAAUACAUUACAUUUAUGCUCAUACGUUUGUAUAAAAUCUAGAGAGAGAGAAGAAAAAUGUGGGCUUUUUCAGAGAAAUAAAAAAGGAAACUUAUUUUUCUUUCUCUUUUUCUCUCAGCUCCUUCUGCUUGUUUGCAUCGGGAAACAAAAGAAAGAAACUGUUGGCACAUUUGGUUUCUCUUCUUCAUUGAAGGGUCGAAUUUGUUCUGAGAAAAGAAGAGAGAGAGAGAGAUAAGAGGCAAAGAGCCCCCACAAGAGAGACAUGCUUGUCUGUGUGUAGUCCCUUUUCUGUAUGUUCUUUAAUCUCUCCCCUACUCUGUUUUUUUUUGUCAUGUGUAAGGGUUUUGUCCUUCGAAUUUGGAGUUUUCUGUAACCAAAAAGAACCAGAUUCUAUGACAUGGCUUUGUCUUUAAUUCUUCUGGUUUCUUGAUUUAUCUUGUAUCCUGUUUGCGCUCAAUAGAGCUCUUUGUCUCCCUCCUGGUUACGAAAAAAUAAUAAAAAUGAAGACUUUGUUAAAAGAAAAAAAUAGUCCGAGUCUCGCUUAAAGCCUAGUGUUGAGUGUGGGAGAGACAAACAGAACAUAACAUCCUCUACACAUGAUGGCUUCAUUGGCUUGUGUUGAGGAGAAGAUGAAAACAAAUGGUUUGGUUAACGGAGGAACAACAACAACAUCUCAAUCUACUCUGCUUGAAGAGAUGAAGCUGUUGAAGGAUCAGUCAGGAACGAGAAAGCCGGUAAUAAACUCGGAGCUAUGGCACGCUUGUGCAGGCCCUCUGGUUUGUCUUCCUCAAGUUGGGAGCUUAGUGUAUUACUUCUCACAAGGUCACAGUGAACAGGUUGCUGUUUCAACCAGAAGGUCUGCAACAACCCAAGUUCCUAACUACCCAAAUCUUCCAUCUCAGUUGAUGUGCCAAGUCCAUAAUGUUACCCUUCACGCAGACAAAGACAGUGACGAAAUUUAUGCUCAGAUGAGUCUACAACCUGUUCACUCUGAGAAAGAUGUGUUCCCAGUACCAGACUUUGGACUAUUGAGCAGAAGCAAGCACCCAGCUGAGUUUUUCUGCAAAACGCUUACUGCGAGUGAUACAAGUACACAUGGAGGUUUCUCUGUGCCACGUAGAGCUGCAGAGAAGCUAUUCCCACCGCUGGACUACACAGCACAGCCUCCAACGCAGGAGCUUGUAGUUAGAGAUCUUCAUGAGAAUACCUGGACAUUUCGCCAUAUCUAUCGAGGGCAGCCAAAGAGACAUCUCCUGACAACAGGAUGGAGUUUGUUUGUUGGCUCAAAGAGACUGAGAGCUGGAGAUUCUGUUUUGUUCAUCAGGGAUGAGAAGUCGCAGCUGAUGGUUGGUGUGAGGCGAGCUAAUCGCCAACAAACAGCGCUUCCUUCAUCUGUUCUCUCAGCAGACAGUAUGCACAUCGGUGUCCUAGCUGCUGCUGCUCACGCAACUGCAAAUUGCACUCCUUUCUUGAUUUUCUAUAAUCCAAGAGCGUGUCCAGCAGAAUUUGUGAUCCCUCUAGCUAAGUACCGGAAGGCUAUAUGUGGAUCUCAGCUCUCAGUUGGUAUGAGGUUUGGCAUGAUGUUUGAAACUGAGGAUUCAGGGAAACGUAGAUACAUGGGAACCAUAGUUGGAAUCAGCGAUAUGGAUCCGUUGAGAUGGUCUGGUUCUAAGUGGCGUAACCUACAAGUUGAAUGGGAUGAGCCUGGAUGUAACGACAAACCUAAUAGGGUCAGUCCAUGGGAUAUUGAAACACCUGAGAGUCUCUUCAUUUUUCCUUCUCUCACCUCAGGACUCAAACGUCAGCUCCAUCCAUCUUACUUUGCUGGUGAAACCGAAUGGGGUAGCUUGAUCAAACGUCCUCUAAUCCGUGAUUCCACAAAUGGGAUUCUGCCUUACGCAUCAUUCCCAAACAUGGCUUCAGAGCAGCUUAUGAGAAUGAUGAUGAGACCUCACAACAACAACAACAACAACAACCAGAAUGCAUCCUCUUUCAUGUCUGAGAUGCAGCAGAAUGUUUUAAUGGGGCAUGGCGGUUUACUAGGAGAUAUGAAUAUGCAGCAGCAACCAAUGGUAUCUGAGAUGGUGCGACCAGAAAGCAAGCUGACUGUGAACCCAUCUGCUUCCAAUACAAGUGGCCAAGAACAGAAUCUGUCACAGAGUAUGAGUGCUCCUCCAAAACCUGAAAAGCCAACUCUCUCUGGCUGUAGCUCUGUGAGAGUCAACCAUGGAAAUGAGCAGAAGUCAGUGGAACAGGCUAGCCAGGUGAGAGCAGUCGCUGUGUGUAAUGAGUCAGCUUUGUCUCCAUUACAAGCUGAUCCAUCUCCUGACACAAGUCAACAGAUAUAUCCACCACAGUCUAAUGGAUUCUCUUUCCUGGAAUCAGAAGAGCUGACAUCACAAGUCUCAUCCUUCCAGUCACUAGCCGGAUCAUACAAGCAACCACCAAUGCUAACCUCCCAGGAUUCUUCAGCUGUUGUGUUGCCUGAUUCAACAAACUCACCGCUGUUUCACGAUGUGUGGGACAAUCAGCUAAAGUUUGACCAGUUCAGUCCCUUGAUGAAUCAAGACCUUUAUGGUUGUCAGGAUAGCACAACCAGCAACAUUCUAGAUCCUCCUCCACUCUCAAACACAGUUCUUGAUGACUUCUGUGCCAUCAAAGAAGCCGAUUUUCAGAAUCAUCACCCUUCUGAUUGUUUGGUCGGGAACAGCAACACUAGCUUCGCUCAAGAUGUAUCACAGAUCACAUCUGCUAGCUUUGCAGACUCAAAGGCCAUUUCUCGCCAAGAUAACUCUGGAGGAACUACUGGUACGUCUUCAAGCAAUGUUGAUUUUGAUGAUAAUAGUCUGCUGCAGCAGAAUAGUAAAGGCUCAUGGCAGAAACUUGCUGCAACCCCUCGUGUCCGAACCUACACUAAGGUUCAAAAAACCGGGUCAGUUGGUAGGUCAAUUGAUGUCACAAGCUUCAGAGACUACAGGGAGUUGAAAACUGCAAUUGAGUGUAUGUUUGGACUUGAAGCAUUACUCACUCGUCCGCAAAGCUCAGGAUGGAAGCUUGUGUAUGUUGAUUAUGAGAGUGAUGUUCUGCUUGUAGGAGAUGAUCCAUGGGAAGAGUUUGUGGGAUGUGUAAGGUGCAUAAAGAUAUUGUCGCCAACAGAGGUUGAGCAUAUGAGUGAAGAAGGAAUGAAGCUUUUGAACAGCGCUUGCAUAAAUGAUCUCAAGUCUUCUGUUUCUAAAUGAUGUAGCAAUAUUAAAAAUUAGAUGUGUUAAGGAGAAAGAGAGAACCAUCUUGUUGUUCCAAUUUGAAACCUGCAACUAUUUUAAGGUUAUUUUUAGUAAGGAAAAAGAGAGAAUCAUCUUGUUGUAACAUACAACUUGUAAGCUUUGAUGUGUUGGUCUUAAAAGGGGAUGAAUAGAUCAAUAGUUUAGCUUUUA
Brassica oleracea var. oleracea is the source of this 3443-nucleotide messenger RNA. RefSeq names its product auxin response factor 5-like. The record is from RefSeq and is a predicted model, not a curated record. NCBI's taxonomy places the organism in Eukaryota, Viridiplantae, Streptophyta, Magnoliopsida, Brassicales, Brassicaceae. Gene Ontology annotation, biological process: response to hormone; regulation of DNA-templated transcription. The transcript is spliced from 12 exons. Gene Ontology annotation, molecular function: protein binding; DNA binding. Bases 606 to 3248 code for a protein of 880 amino acids. Gene Ontology annotation, cellular component: nucleus.